UCUGAGUAGCCAGAGAUGCAGCAGGAUUGUGUGUUUGGAUGCGCAUCGCCCCGCCCCGCCUCUCCUCUCCUCGCGCAGCUGGAGCUCCUCUGAUCACACACUGUACAGGCAUCAGCCCCGCUGUCAACAUGUUUCUGCUCGGAUUCAGCCUGUGCCUGGGCAUCGUCCAUGGAAUUGUCCCCGAAAUAUCCAAAACAGACAUGGACAUCAUUGCAAACAUGGAGACAAAUGUAGCACAAGGACAAACGACACUGAGCGAUAUGUUCAAAGAGGUGGAGGAACUGAUGGAGGACACGCAGCAGAAGCUGGAGGACGCGGUGCAUCAGAUGGACAAUGAGACAGCAAAAUCAAACCUCCAUCCACAAAACGUCUCUUCAAACCUCCAAAAUUACAGCAGUAUUGAAAUCAGAGCUGGGAAUCAAUCUAUUUAUAUCGCUGAGAGAAUCAAUAAGACAACAGACAAUUCAACUGAAGAGACCAACAGCUCAACAACCAUUCAGCCCAGAGAUAAAGAGAACAGCCUUGAUCACGAGUGUGUCAUUGAUGAAGACUGUGAGAAGGGCAGGUACUGUCUCUACGAGACGCACAGCUCAAUAUGUCUGCCCUGCAAACAGCUUGAUGCGACGUGCAAAAAAGAUGAGGAAUGCUGUGCGGGACAGCUGUGUGUGUGGGGUCAGUGUGCGAGCAACAGCACAAAGGGAGACGCAGGAACCAUCUGUCAGUACCAAAGUGACUGUAAGGAGGAGUUCUGCUGUGCCUUCCAUAAAGCCUUGCUAUUCCCAGUGUGCAGCUCUAAGCCAAUAGAACGCGAGCGCUGCAUCAUUUCAGCCAAUCACUUGAUGGAGCUGCUGUCCUGGGAUUUGCAGGGGGAGGGUCCUCAAGAGCACUGCCCAUGUGCUGGUGACCUGCAGUGCCAACAUCUUGGACGAGGUGCGCUGUGCCUAAAGAGUCAGAACUCCAGCGAGGAGGACCUCACCGACACCCUCUACUCUGAGAUCGAUUACAUCGUCUAGUGAAAGACAGAUGAAGACAAGCUGCUGAAUCAGACAUGAACGCUUCAUCAUCACUCCAAAGCUUUGUAGGAAAUGCCUUCACCAUAAUCACCCAAAUGUACAGGCUCUAAAAAGCUGCUGUGAACGUGCAGCAGAAGAUAUUCGCUGAAGGCCUGAAUCUAAGAGCGUUCACACUGACAUCGAUUUGAAAGCAUCAGGUCACCCGCAUGUCAUUCAGUUCGAAUGAGAGUUGGCGAUCGAUUUGAGGUGACCCGAGUAACGGCGACCGCUGGUAAUGCAAAGUUGAGGGCGUCAAGCGGCACGUGAGACACUGUAGUCGAGUGAGGCAAGAUGACCACAUUUUUGAUUCAUGCACUUGUUCAUGAGAUGAUGCUUUAUGUUCGGUUGGAUUUGUGAUGAGGGUUUCAAACAUUUAGGCAUCCAGCAGAUGUAGUUCAUCAAAUCAUUGUCAGUGUGAACAGCCCUCAAGUGUGGAAGCUCAACUGUGGGUUUUUAGCAUUGGAAGGAAGCACUUAUUAUUAAUGUACAGUACUAAUGCUUCAAUAAUGUCUGGCAGAGAAAAUAUAUAGUGUACAGCUCUGAUGAGAUCCCAUCCAUCUUAGUUUAGUGUAGUAGCUAAAAUGACACACUCAUACAAGAAACCUAAUGUAAUUUCCCCAGGCAGUAAACAAAACACGCUCCAAAAAAUAAAAAGUUGAAAAACA
Ctenopharyngodon idella (grass carp) is the source of this 1717-nucleotide messenger RNA. RefSeq names its product dickkopf WNT signaling pathway inhibitor 3a (gene dkk3a). The record is from RefSeq and is a predicted model, not a curated record. NCBI's taxonomy places the organism in Eukaryota, Metazoa, Chordata, Actinopteri, Cypriniformes, Xenocyprididae. The transcript has 7 exons. Gene Ontology annotation, cellular component: extracellular region. Bases 39 to 1013 code for a protein of 324 amino acids. Gene Ontology annotation, molecular function: receptor antagonist activity; co-receptor binding. Gene Ontology annotation, biological process: multicellular organism development; negative regulation of canonical Wnt signaling pathway.